UAAACAGCUGAGUUUUGCUUUAAAUACUAACUUCAUUUCGGACAGCCGACACAUAAUCAUCUCUUAUUAAGUUUUGUAAUACUAUAUUUUAAUAGUGUAGAAUUAUAUAUUAUGACUAGUUCUUUUCUCAGACCAGUAGUAAUUAUUUGAGGAACACAUGUGUUUUACAAACACAUAAAGUCUCUCUACCUUACCUUUUCCUUCUUGGAUCAUCAUCUCUCUCUCUGUUUAUUUUCUAUCUGGUUAAACUUCCACAAGAAAACAAAAGAAUGAAGGAAUCAUUCAAAGUGUGUUUCUGUUGUGUAAGAAGCUUCAAAGUGAAAACAAGCGAGCCACCUCAAGAAAUCAAGACACUCUUCGAGGAUUACUCCGGAGACGGCAGGAUGUCUGUAGAUGAGAUGCUCACGUUCGUCAUCCAAGUUCAAGGAGAAAAUCACGCUGAUUCAAACUACGUGAAGGAUAUAUUCAACAGGCUCAAACAUCACGGCGUUUUCCACCCUCGUGGGAUUCAUCUUGAAGGAUUCUACCGUUAUCUCCUCAGCGAUUUCAACUCUCCGUUGCCUCCUUCCGGCCAGGUUUGGCAAGAUAUGAAUCAGCCUUUGUCUCAUUACUUCUUGUACACGGGACAUAACUCUUACUUGACUGGGAAUCAACUGAACAGUAAAAGCAGCACCGAACCCAUUGUGAAAGCUCUUAAAAGUGGAGUUCGUGUCAUCGAGCUUGAUUUAUGGCCUAACUCUUCUGGAACCGAAGCUGAAGUUCGUCAUGGCGGGACGUUAACAAGUACCGAAGAUCUGCAGAAAUGUCUUAACGCAGUAAAGGAGAACGCGUUUGAGGUGUCUGAGUAUCCUGUUGUACUUACCUUAGAAGAUCAUUUGCCUCCAGAUCUUCAGAAGAAAGUCGCUAAGAUGGUGAGUAAGACUUUUGGAGGAACAUUGUUUCGAUGUACAGAGGAAUAUAAAGAGCGUUUUCCUUCACCAGAAGCACUCAAGAACAAGAUCUUGAUCUCAACAAAGCCACCAAAAGAGUAUCUUCAGACCCAAGUCUCUCAAAGUGCAACAACAGAUGAAUCUGUAAAAUCUAAAAAAGUUGCAGAUGCAGAAGAACUGAUUCAAGAUGAAGAUGAGGAUACUGUAGCGGUCGAAUACAGAGACUUGAUCUCAAUUCACGCUGGGAACCGCAAAGGAGGGUUAAAGAACUGCUUGAACGGGGAUCCUAACCGAGUCAUACGGUUAAGCAUGAGCGAGCAGUGGCUAGAAACUCUGGCUAAAAACCGUGGACCCGAUUUAGUGAAGUUCACGCAAAGGAAUAUUCUGAGGAUAUUUCCAAAGACUACACGUUUUGACUCAUCAAACUAUGAUCCACUCGUUGGAUGGAUUCAUGGUGCUCAAAUGGUUGCCUUCAAUAUGCAAAGUCAUGGGAGGUUCUUGUGGAUGAUGCAAGGAAUGUUUAAAGCCAAUGGUGGAUGUGGUUAUGUUAAAAAGCCUGAUGUUUUGCUCUCCAAUGGUCCUGGAGGUGAAACUUUUGACCCUUCUAGUAAAAGUCUCCAGAUCAAGACAGUACUUAAGGUAAAGAUCUACAAUGGAGAAGGAUGGAAUCUGGAUUUUCCUCAAGAUUAUUUUGAUAGAUACUCUCCUCCAGAUUUUUACGCAAAGAUCGGAAUCGCAGGGAUACCUUUAGACACAACGAGCUACAGAACAGAAACAGACGCAGACGAAUGGUUUCCAGUUUGGGACAAAGAGUUCGUGUUCCCAUUGCGUGUUCCAGAGUUAGCGCUUUUGUAUAUCACAGUCAAAGACUACGACAGUAACACUCAGAACGAUUUUGCCGGACAGACAUGUCUUCCGUUGUCGGAGAUCAGGCCCGGAAUUCGUGCCGUCCGGCUCCAUGAUCGUGCCGGAGAGGUCUUGAAGCACGCGAGACUGCUCGUGCGGUUUGUCUUGGAGCCUCGUUAGACGUUUUGUUGAUGUUACGUCAAUAAAUGAAGUGUCCUACUAAGUCACAGGAUAAGUAGAAAUGAAAAAAAAAAAUUGAUUAAGAUCAGUAAAUUUGUAAAA
Molecule: messenger RNA, 2057 nt
Organism: Brassica oleracea var. oleracea
Lineage: Eukaryota; Viridiplantae; Streptophyta; Magnoliopsida; Brassicales; Brassicaceae
Product: phosphoinositide phospholipase C 1
Exons: 8
Coding region: 270-1955 (561 amino acids)
Biological process (GO): phosphatidylinositol-mediated signaling; lipid metabolic process
Molecular function (GO): phosphatidylinositol-4,5-bisphosphate phospholipase C activity
Source: RefSeq, a predicted model, not a curated record